This is a messenger RNA of Rotaria sp. Silwood2, 1347 nucleotides long. Lineage: Eukaryota; Metazoa; Rotifera; Eurotatoria; Philodinida; Philodinidae. The record is from the annotation of a GenBank genome assembly.
AUGAUUCAUUAUUUUCUAGUAUCGGGUAGUUUGGAUUCAUGUCUCUUUGUUUGGCCAUUUAAACCUCAAGUUCGAGCAUAUCGUUUCGUUGGUCAUAAAGAUGCUGUUUAUUCUGUAUGUUUUUCUCCAUCAGGUCAUUUAAUUGUAUCGGGUUCAAAAGAUAAAACAGUUCGUUUAUGGAUUCCAAGUGUAAAAGGUGAAUCAACUGUUUUUAAAGCUCAUACAGCUGCUGUUCGUUGUGUUGAUUUUUCAAAUGAUGGUCAAAGUUUAUUAAGUUCAUCAGAAGAUAAAACUAUUAAAAUUUGGACUGUUCAUCGACAAAAAUUUCAAUAUUCACUUAAUCAACAUUCAAAUUGGAUUCGUUGUGCAAAGUUUUCACCUGAUGGAAGAUUAAUUGUUAGUUGUAGUGAUGAUAAAACAAUUAAAAUUUGGGAUAGAAAUACAAAUGAAUGUAUGCAUACAUUUUAUGAACCACAUGGAUUUCUUAAUAAUGUUAAUUUUCAUCCAAGUGGAACUUGUAUUGGUGGAGGUUGUUCAGAUUCAAGUGUUAAAAUUUGGGAUAUACGAACAAAAAAAUUGAUUCAACAUUAUGCAAAUCAUGUGGCAUCCGUGAAUGAUGUUUCGUUUCAUCCAAAUGGAAAUUAUCUUUUAACAGCAUCAAAUGAUGCUACUUUAAAAAUUUUUGAUUUACUUGAAGGACAUCUUAUUUAUACUUUACAUGGUCAUCAAGGACCUGUCAUAAGUACAGCUUUUUCAAAACAAGGAGAUUAUUUUGCAUCAGGUGGUCAAGAUCAACAAGUACUUGUUUGGAAAACAAAUUUUGACAUAAAGUCUCUAUCAGUUGAUUCAACUAGUAAUAAAUAUGCAAAUAGUACUGAUUAUAUUACAACAACACGAAUUUCAUUAGAAGAUCUAGAACAAACUAAAUCUCAAAUAACAUCAUUACAAGAAAAAUCUCAACCAGAAACAAGUGAUGAACGACAAGCACGAAAAAUUGAUGUGUUCAAUGGAAAAUCUACAAUGUCUAUGUUUAAUGAUGAUGAUCAUGUAGAAAUAACAAAUAUUGGAUCAGUUUAUAAAGAUGGCAUUUCUCGGUCGAAAAGUACUUCACUUAGUUUGAUUAAUCCAAAUGCUAUAUCAAAAAAAACAAAUCGAAAUACUCAUUCAACAUAUGAUAUUGAAAUGAAUAAUCAACAAACAUAUUCAUUUCAAUUAGCAAAUACAAUUGAUCAUAUUGUUCAACAAUUAGAUGUAUUAACAAAAACUGUAUCAAUACUUGAAACAAGAUUAACAAUGACUGAAAGUAAAAUACAAGAAAUUAAUAAGAUAGAACAAAAAAGCAAAUGA